This is a messenger RNA of Entamoeba invadens IP1, 1029 nucleotides long. RefSeq lists its product as hypothetical. The record is from RefSeq and is a predicted model, not a curated record. Gene Ontology annotation, cellular component: UDP-N-acetylglucosamine transferase complex. Gene Ontology annotation, biological process: dolichol-linked oligosaccharide biosynthetic process. The coding region runs from base 1 to 1029 and encodes 342 amino acids. Gene Ontology annotation, molecular function: hexosyltransferase activity. The transcript has 2 exons. Lineage: Eukaryota; Evosea; Mastigamoebida; Endamoebidae.
AUGAAAGUGUUUGUGACAGUUGGCACGACGGAGUUUGAAGACUUAGUCACCCAAUUUACCGACGGUAAAUUCCUUGAACUAUUAAAAAUGAAGGGCGUUGAAGAAAUAACAAUUCAAUACGGCCGAGGGAAAGUCAUUCCACAAUCGACCGAGUCGAUGAAGAUAACGACAUUUGGACUGAAAAACACGAUCAGUGAGGAGAUGCGAAGUGCGGAUGUCAUUAUAACACACGCUGGUGCUGGAUCUGUCAGUGAGGCGUUAAGUCUGAGGAAGCCGACGAUAGUCGUCAUCAACGAUAAGUUGAUGAACAACCAUCAAAUUGAAAUGGCGAAGAAACUUUCAGAUCUUCACGCCGUGACUUUGUGUGAGUCACCUUCAAGUCUAUAUACAGUGAUUGCACAGUGCACUUUUGAGAGACAGAAAGACAUUGUUUUGGACUCUAAGAGUGACAAAGUUAAGAUCGCCGAGUGCUUAGAAGAGUGGUGCGGACUUAAUACAAAGAAAGAAGUCUGCGUAGUCCUUGGAAGUGGUGGACAUACUUCAGAGAUGCUUCAUAUACUUACUCCACUCGAUGAAAAAUGUUCUAAUAAUAUAAUUAGAUAUGAUGUCAUUGUCGCAGAGUCCGAUACGAUAUCGCAGACUAAAAUGCUCUCUUUAAAAGGAAAAUCUGUCAUCCACAAAAUCCCAAGAAGUAGAAAUGUCGGACAGAGUUAUAUCACAUCGGUGUUCACUACAAUCUACGCGUUGAUCAUGUCUGUUGUUUUGACUUUUAAAUUGAAACCAGACGUUUUGCUUUGUAAUGGACCAGGUACUUGUGUACCUGUUGUGGUAUCUUGUUGGUUCUUGAAUCUUUUUAGAACAAAGAAAACAAAACUGAUUUACUUCGAAAGUGUUUGUAGAGUCACUUCACUGUCAUUAACAUCGAAAAUAUUGAAAUACUUUGUUGACAUCUUUGUGGUGCAAUGGGAAGAACUUCAACAAUUAAACAAGAAGGCUCUUGUCCACCACUUCUUUUAUUCUAUCAACUAA